Messenger RNA from Piliocolobus tephrosceles (Ugandan red Colobus), 820 nucleotides. RefSeq names its product hydroxyproline dehydrogenase-like. Gene Ontology annotation, cellular component: mitochondrion. Gene Ontology annotation, molecular function: proline dehydrogenase activity; FAD binding. The record is from RefSeq and is a predicted model, not a curated record. The transcript is spliced from 2 exons. Bases 72 to 446 code for a protein of 124 amino acids. NCBI's taxonomy places the organism in Eukaryota, Metazoa, Chordata, Mammalia, Primates, Cercopithecidae.
GCAAGGGGCAGUUGGUGAACCUGCUGCCUCCAGAGCACCUUCCCUGGUGUGGAGGCAGCCAGGGACCCAGGAUGCUCCGGACCUGUUACCUGCUCUGUUCCCAAGCUGGUCCCCCGGCGAGGGGCUGGCAGCCCCUGAGCUUUGAUGGUGGCGCCUUCCACCUCAAGGGCACAGGAGAGCUGACACGGGCCUUGCUGGUUCUCCGGCUGUGUGCCUGGCCCCCACUGGUCACUCACGGGCUGGCGCUCCAGGCCUGGUCUCAGCGACUCCUGGGCUCCCGGCUCUCAGGUGCAUUUCUCCGAGCAUCCAUCUAUGGGCAGUUUGUGGCUGGUGAGACAGCAGAGGAGGUGAGGGGCUGCGUGCAGCAGUUGCGGACCCUCAGCCUCCGACCACUGCUGGCAGUGCCCACUGAGGAGGAGCCGGACUCUGCUGCCAAGAGCGGGUGAGUAGGGAGCCAGGGCCAAGGGAGGCUGGGAGGACGCAGGAAGGGACUUUGCAGGUCGGGACCUGACGCCCGCUGGCUGGGCAGUGAGGCCUGGUAUGAGGGGAACCUCGGCGCUAUGCUGCGGUGUGUGGACCUGUCGCGGGACCUCCUGGAGCCCCCCAGCCUGGCUGAGGCCAGCCUCAUGCAGCUGAAGGUGACAGCGCUGACCAGCGCUCGGCUCUGUGUAAGGACUGCAAAGAUGGGGGGUGCCAGGAGGGCGCGGCUGCCCACCAGGCUCCCCUCACCACCCCACCUACCACCCCAUUUCAGAAGGAGCUAGCCUCAUGGGUCAGAAGGCCAGGAGCCUCCUUGGAGCUGAGCCCCGAGAGGCUGGCU